GUGGCUGCAGCUUCAGAAUGUGGCAGCUUACAAGCCUCUUACUGUUCGUGACCGUCUGGGGAAUUUCCAGCACACCAGCUCCUCCCGACUCAGUGUUCUCCAGCAGCCAGCGUGCCCACCAAGUGCUGCGGAUCCGCAAACGUGCCAACUCCUUCCUGGAGGAGCUGCGGCCCGGCAGCGUGGAGCGUGAGUGCUUAGAGGAGGUCUGUGAUUUCGAGGAAGCUCGGGAGAUUUUCCAAAACAAGGAAGACACAGUGGCCUUCUGGUCCAAGUAUAGCGACGGGGACCAGUGCGAGCACCGGCCCUCAGGGAGCCCGUGCGAACUCCCAUGCUGCGGACGCGGCAAGUGCAUCGAUGGUCUGGGCGGCUUCCGCUGCGACUGCGCGGAGGGCUGGGAGGGCCGCUUCUGCCUGCACGAGGUGCGCUUCUCCAACUGCUCGGCGGACAACGGCGGCUGCGCGCACUACUGCAGGGAGGAGGAGGGCCGGCGCCACUGCAGCUGCGCGCCCGGCUACCGGCUGGAGGACGACCACCAGCUCUGCGAGGCCAAGGUGACGUUCCCUUGUGGGAGGCUAGGGAAGCGAACGGAGAAGAAACGCAAGACCUUGAAACGUGACACAAAUCAAGUAGAGCAAAAAGACCAGCUGGGCCCACGGAUUGUCAACGGGCAGGAGGCUGGAUGGGGGGAGAGCCCCUGGCAGGCAGUGCUGCUGGACUCCAAGAAGAAGCUGGUCUGUGGGGCAGUGCUAAUCCACAUCUCCUGGGUGCUAACGGUGGCCCACUGCUUGGAGAACCGCAAGAAGCUCAUCGUCAGGCUCGGAGAGUAUGACAUGCGGCGCUGGGAGAGCUGGGAGGUGGACCUGGACAUCAAGGAGGUCAUCAUCCACCCUAAUUAUACGAAGAGCACGAGUGACAAUGACAUCGCCCUGCUGCGCCUGGCCCAGCCUGCCACUCUUUCGCAGACCAUUGUGCCCAUCUGCCUCCCAGAUAGUGGCCUCUCUGAGCGCAAGCUCACCCAGGUCGGCCAGGAGACUGUGGUGACAGGCUGGGGCUACCGUGAUGAGGUCAAGAAAAACCGCACCUUCGUCCUCAACUUCAUCAAGGUCCCCGUGGUCCCGUACAAUGCAUGCGUCCACGCCAUGGAAAACAAGAUCUCUGAGAACAUGCUGUGCGCCGGUAUCCUCGGGGACUCGAGGGAUGCCUGUGAUGGCGACAGCGGGGGGCCUAUGGUCGCCUUCUUCCGUGGCACCUGGUUCCUGGUGGGCCUGGUGAGCUGGGGCGAGGGCUGUGGGCGCCUCUACAACUAUGGCGUUUACACCAAAGUCAGCCGUUACCUUGAUUGGAUCUAUGGCCACAUCAAAGCGGAGGAGGCCCCUCUUGAGAGCCACGUGCCUUAGCAUCCCCCAUCACUUGUGUCUGGACCCCAGAGGACAUCCUUGGAUAGGGGCUGGAUUGUUGAAUGGCAGAUGUUGGACAUUAAAAAGGGCUUGCUGCAAGCACACCAGCUACGGCUCUGU
Messenger RNA from Dama dama (fallow deer), 1517 nucleotides. RefSeq names its product protein C, inactivator of coagulation factors Va and VIIIa (gene PROC). Bases 18 to 1397 code for a protein of 459 amino acids. Gene Ontology annotation, cellular component: extracellular region. The transcript is spliced from 8 exons. The record is from RefSeq and is a predicted model, not a curated record. NCBI's taxonomy places the organism in Eukaryota, Metazoa, Chordata, Mammalia, Artiodactyla, Cervidae. Gene Ontology annotation, molecular function: serine-type endopeptidase activity; calcium ion binding. Gene Ontology annotation, biological process: blood coagulation; proteolysis.